CUCCAUUUCCUUGUGUCAAACGGGCAAAGGUUUUAAAUCUUCUCCACUCUGAAAAAAAAGGGCUUAUUUAUUAUUUUAUUUUAUUUUAAUUUCAUCAUGUUCAAGAAAACCUUGGUGGAGAAGCUUUUUAAUAUUUCGAAAAUGUCUUCACAAGCUCUUACUAGAUGCCGCACUUCUUCGUCAACGGCUCACAAUCGAGUUUUGCAAAAUGUAACCACCAUGGUGCCCGAUCAAGGAGACUUUAAAGCUAACGUUAACAGUAAUGGAAUGUGCCGACGGUUUCUUCAUGAAGGAGCUAUGCAUUCACCGGCAAUAAGGAAGCUACCGAUGGGAGAGAAUUUAAUGGAGACGUUAAGGGGAAUUGGCACGUCAAAAGACCGGAUCCGACUGGAGGGGUUGAGCCCGCAUUUGGAGGAGAAAACGACGGUGCAGGAGGUGGCGGCACUGUCGAAUCAGGAAGCAGAGAAGUUGCUAAGAGUGGCGCUGUUGGAGGUGAUGAAAACGAGGCUGAGAGAGACCGGGAAAAACUGGAUUCCCUAUUCAAACUUCAUUCGGAUUUGUGAAGAAUGUUUUUCGGAUCCGAAACUAGGAUUGGAGUCCGCCAAAUUACUUGAAGAGUCAGGGGGCGUCAUCGUCUUAGGAAACCUCGUCUUUUUGCGACCCGAACAGGUAGCCAAAGCUGUGGGAGGUUUGAUUCCUUUACAGAGACCAAAUCCAAAUGACCCGAGAAUAAAACAAUUGUUAGAAAUGGAGACGCAAAAGGCUAAAAUUGAUUCAAAAGCCAAUUCAUUGGUCCGUCGAGAACUAUGGGUGGGUCUAGUCUAUUUGGUGGUUCAAACCGCGGGGUUCAUGAGGCUAACCUUUUGGGAACUGUCAUGGGAUGUCAUGGAACCAGUGUUCAAUCGCUUAAUGAAAGUCAAGAAGUCGCCUUCCAUCUGCACCUUACGAAAGCCCAUAUCAAUUGCAUACCAGAUAGCUUGUUCAGAUGCCUGAGCCUCAGCUAUAAACGCAUCUGCUACAUGAUCUGUUGGAACGACACAUCGUUCCAUCUGAUUCAUGCAGCCACCGAUUGAUGCCCACCAGUCCUCAUCCCGUCGGAGCUCUUAGAAUGAUUCCCAAGUCAAAAAUAAUCUAAGUCGGAUCAACCCUCACCCGCACCGGAAUAAGCUUUCUCCAUGUCCCAAUUUGCCACAAAUGAAAUAGAAAAGAUUAAGUUUUUCAUAUUGAAAACGAGCGUAGUACAUUUGCCCUCUCAACAGAACCUUCUUCUUCUGUUUAAAAGGUAACCAUACAUCAAUAUGAACUCGAACCCGUAUGAAACGUUGUAUCCCUAUAGAAGGAACCCGAGUAUCAUAAUCUAAAAAUUCUCCCAAAAAAGCCUUGAAUCUCCUUGUCAUUGUUUCCGACAUAAUCCCCGGUGGUAGAUCAUGUAUUUGUACCCAAAACAACACAUGAUGGAGAGACAAUUGUAGGGAAUCCUCCCCAAUUUCUAACUUUUGCAGUAAGAGGAGAUGAUUGUUAAAGAACCACGACAUUUCGUUAACCACCCUGUUUAUAUCAACAACAUAAAAGAAUUUAAACAAAUAACCUUUCUCCCAUAAAUCAAUAAUGGCAAUUCCCCCAAUUAGUUGCCAGAGAUCUGCUGAAGUGUUUCACAGUGAUGGGAAAUGAACCACACUAUCCGUUAAACAGAAGCCCACCAGACAGAAUUGCAAAUCAUCACUAGAAUCUUUUGGAUUCUCCUAAAAGGCCUCAUCUUCUUCAUCUGUAAGAUGCAUAUACACCAGUUCAUCCUCUAUUGGAGUACUAAAGCGUAUGAGAUGGUCAGAAAAACCACCAGGAACUGAAAAACAACCAAAGCGUGUCAAAAUGAUAGAAGAAAAAUCGUGCCAGAGAAAACAACAGAUGAAUAUUAUAGUUUUUCUCUUUUUUUGAGGUUUUUGAAAUAGUCUUUAUUUCCAUAUUUACAAUGUUUCUAAUUCAUUCUAUGAAUGUAGAUAAGAAAUUUACUUUUUUUUUAUAUGGAUUUGAAGAAAUAUUUAUGUUGUUUUUUCUUAUU
This is a messenger RNA of Gossypium raimondii (Peruvian cotton), 2059 nucleotides long. RefSeq names its product calcium uniporter protein 2, mitochondrial. NCBI's taxonomy places the organism in Eukaryota, Viridiplantae, Streptophyta, Magnoliopsida, Malvales, Malvaceae. Gene Ontology annotation, molecular function: uniporter activity; calcium channel activity. The transcript has 4 exons. The record is from RefSeq and is a predicted model, not a curated record. Gene Ontology annotation, cellular component: uniplex complex; mitochondrial inner membrane. Gene Ontology annotation, biological process: calcium import into the mitochondrion; mitochondrial calcium ion homeostasis. Bases 97 to 993 code for a protein of 298 amino acids.